Messenger RNA from Acanthoscelides obtectus, 10256 nucleotides. The record is from the annotation of a GenBank genome assembly. Lineage: Eukaryota; Metazoa; Arthropoda; Insecta; Coleoptera; Chrysomelidae.
CAGAUUUAAAUUUUAAUCUAGAUGUCGAUUUGUCCGUACAUGUUCGCUUUGCUGUAUUAUAUAAUUUGAUGUUUACCUUUUACUGAUCUUUGGAAGAAUAUUCUUAGGAAAUGCAAAGAUCAUAAGUAGAAGAAAAGUGCAAGAAGUGUCGAGUUAAAGCGCUGACGCCACCGGUUCCGUUCCGCAAUUGUGUGACUCGUUCGCUCGUUUGGCCGUCCUCCGUCGCGCGCCGCUGUUGGACGAUGGUUGUUAAUGGUGGAGUGCGUUGUUCGGCUGUUUUUAAGGAAGUCGCCAUUGUUGUACGCUGAAAUUAAGCGAAAAGUGCCCGUUGCAGUUCGUUCUUUGUGCGUUUUACGUGUAGGACACCGUCGGAUAAUUACAAAGUUCGUCGGGAGACUGUGAUUGCUAAAUAUAAGCGAACGCGUAUCGUAAUAAUAGUGUGAAGUGGUGCAAUGUUUGUUGGAAGCGUAUCCAUGCUAUAAGCUCCGUAGUAGCAUGUUUCGUAAGCUUGGUCUUAUCACGUGGGAGUGUGCCGUUCGAAAAUGUUGAGUACAUUUCCAAAAGUGGAUUAUUAGUGAUGGUUUCCUGCCGAUUUUCUCACACCUGGAGGACUUGCAUAUUUAUCCAGUGACUAACGUUAGCGAGUACGUUUCAAGUUUUCACUUUUAUGUUUUCGGUAUGGAAUUAGCCGGCGACUAGCAGAGGAAGGAAUUCGAACAGCCGGUCUAUAUUUACUUAUGGAGUUAUAUUUGCGUUUAUUGAUCAAGUACCCGGGGUAAUGAUUUUUCCAGUAGUUAAUUGUUGGUGACACGAUAAACUUUGCAGUGGGAAAAACUGGAUGAAUGGGAUUGCGUACCGCCUCGGUGAGGCAUCCCCAUGCGGAGGUCAUGGCACCGGCCCUAACAGAAGCGGCGCAGACGAAAAACUUUAAUUUGCCGCCGACGAAAACCCACCCCGAACCGGCGUCUCCAAUAAACAGUUACGAGAAAAACAAAUACCAAGGUAGGCAGAACGGAGCCUAUCCCAAAGCUAGCAAGCUGAGUCCCAAUCCGUUUGAUUUAGAUGUAAGUGAUGCAAUAGCAAAACCAAACUUCGAAAAGUGUUCUGACGAAAAUUGCAGCGCCUCGGACAUCCCAAAAACUCCCACUGUUGAUAUCAUGAACGUAAGCCCAUCACCUAUGGGCGACCACACAAAUAAAAUGGGUUUACAAAAAACUAGUCUCGAUGUCUCUACCAUCCACAAGGAGAAAAUAUCAAAUGAUGUGGAACAGCUGCUCAACAACUUAAGUUCUGUUCUCCCUGAGGGUGAAAAUGCAACUGGUGAUUUGGGGCCAAAUGUGGAAGAUAUCAUGCAGGUAAUCAAAUCUAUGGAGGGUAGAGAAAGACUGAAUAAUCCACCUGAAAACACUCCGAAUGAUAUGAAUAGUGAAGGUGAGGAAAUCUUCCCCAUGCCUGGGACUGAUUUAACCAACAAUUUAUCAUCAUUUGAAAAAGAAUUGUUAGAUAACGUGGAUGUUAUGAACAUUAGCAUGGAAGACCAACAAGAUGAACUCGAUACCAUAGACAAACAAAAGGAAUCUCAGGCCAGGGAAGUGCUAAAUGAUCUGCAACAUAAGCAUGCUAAGGUAGAAAGACGUCUAGAUUUCCUUCGAAGGAGAGUAUACAAACUACAAUCUAGGAUGAUGGGACAACAUAUCAGCAGUGAAAUUGCUGGAGUGUUCGAGCAUGUCCAAAGAUCCUUCAAAAGGGCAAAGGACCAUCAUGAUAACAUGAUCAUUGCACCGUCAUCAAGUGAAUUGGAGAAGAUAAAACCAUCUCCAAUGUCCUAUGGCUCUGCUAAAACCCUGCUGAGAAAACUGGAAAUGACAAGUGCACUACAAGCCAACCUUGCCUCGAAGCAUCGACAUGCAACAGAGUACUUUGGAUCUGGAUCAGUGGAAGUGCCUACAUUUAGAAAUACUGCUAACGGUGGGAUCAGUAUACCUCCUUGGUCUCCAGAUGCCAAGGGUGAACUGCAAAAAGUGGCGGCCCAGUUAAAGACUCAACUGACUAUAGUGCAAAGUGAAGUAGACUCUGAGGCUACUGAAAGUAGCUCCGGUGGUGAAAGUUGUGAUGAAAUGCAAACCUACAACAAUCCUCAUCAGCAGUAUCUCAGUGUUCAGAAACGUGCAUUAUGGAGGUACUCGCUGGAGAGGGCAGCCGUCGCCGCUCGCUGGACGUGGCUCCAAUCGCAAAUCGCCGACCUGGAAUACCGGAUCAGAAAGCACACGGACCUGUUGCGUCAGGUGCGUCACGGCAAGGGGGCGGUACGACUUGGGGGCGUGUCGCCGCCCCACCAUCUCGCGGAGGAAGCGGGGACAGCAACUACGAACAGCGGCUCCGCCUCCGUAGGCACCACGACGGCUGUCAACGGGUACAGGGGGCAGUUGCCGGGGGCCGCGCAACAGCAGGCGAAAGAAGGCGGUGAUGCAUCGGGGACGCCAGAUGUUGAUCAGUAUGCGUGUGCCCGCGGCCGUCCCCUCUUGAACUUCCGCAAACGCAAACUCCUCCAGGUGCGUGGCCUGCACGCCGUUUCGAAGAAAGCCGCCCGACCGAGCACGGUGCGAUGCGGCUGUUGCCGCGGCGACGCGAUCGCCGCCUCUACGGCCGCGUACGCGACCCGAUUCGCCGAGGGAGGCGUGGCCAACGUCGGUGAGGCGGAGCAACAGCAAUCACCGCCCAUCACGGCGGCCGCAUUGGCCGUUGCGGACGGCUGUUGUGCGGUGUGCACCGGCAGGACGGACGCCACUCAUCCCAGGGAUCCGCCCGAUACGCAGGGGCGGCGCGAAAGGGUCGCGCUGCUCGAUCCCGGGUAUCAUCCGGUUUUCUCGAUGCCUGAAGAUACGUCUGUAAAUAUUCACCUAGAGGCCAUAAUGAAAACGUCCGAAUGGCAACAACGUUCCAGCAGAUUGAAGUCCCUGAAAGCGUUAACGAAACCCGACAGAUUGGAGGCCAAAGCUUCGGAGCAUCGCGCCAAGAAGCUGGAACACCGAAAGAAGUAUGGUAGGUUGUUGAAGCCAAGUACCAUAUCUGCACUGUCGGCAAAAAUAAAGAGCAAGAUUAGGGGCAGGAAGCCUGGUCGCCACAGUCUGAGCAGGUUACAUAGAAAGCGUCUGUCUAGCUCUAAAGAACCGUUGGACCAGACGAACAAUUUGUCCAAUGACGGCGCGGAUGAGGAGGUUGAAUCUAUUGGAAACAAUGCCAAUGCGGGUACUAGAUCGUCCGAUUCGCCCAGUUCAUCCCCAUUGCUACAUAUGCAGCCAAUCAGCGGCUACAACAAGAGAAACAGGGUGCAGUCAUACGACAUAGACAAUAUAGUGAUACCGUACAGCGUGGCAGCAUCUACGAGAGUGGAAAAGUUGCAGUAUAAAGAGAUCUUGACACCAAAAUGGAGAAUCGCGGAUCAAGAUUACGAAAGUUUAUUUGACAAGUGUAGCCCAAUGAGAGAUACCAGUCAUGAUAGUGAUGCUGAAGACAUGUCCGAGGAGGCGGUCCAGUCCCGUCACGACCGUUGCGAGCACGACGAGAAGAAACGUUUCCUCAGCUACCUGAAGCUGCCCCUAGGCCACGGCAGGCAGCGUUCGCACAAGCGCACCGACAGUCGGGCGGAGUCCAGCGGCGCGAACACGCCGGAUCCGAUGUCGCCGCAUAGCGCCCCUCCGAAUAAUGGGGUGACCGCCUCCGCUGCUUCCAUUGGGGCGGCGGGUGGCGCCGCAGCGGCGGAGACUGCGCAGGAAGGCGCCGGGGCGGCCAGUGCUAGUGGAUCGCCGAUGGUGUCGCCGCCAGCUACGCCGCAGUCGUUGCAGCUGGACGACACCGGUCCUCUUCCCUCCAUAGCGGUGAUGCGACGAAGGACGAUGUCAGCGUGUCGAUGGGGCCAAACUUCCAAGGAGGAAGAGGCAACAGAUGGAGCCUCUACAGCUGCUGUUGAGGAGGUGGCACCUUACGAUAGACGCACUUUCCCCAUAACUGAAGAUCUCUACGAGCAGAUGAUCGAGAGCACGCCAGAAAAUCAUCAGUUGCAAACGAACACCAGUGCUCAAGACUCGACCGACUUUGAGACGUACUCGGGCUACCUGGCGGCCGGCAGCUCCCGAAAGACUCCGGGGGCACCACGGGCACCGGAGUUGGCGACGCUGACUCCGUGGCGGACUCGGAAUCUACCGAGUCGGCCGUCGGGGAUUGCGAAGAGGACCCGAACGACCCCGAAUGGAUCGACAUGGAGCGCGCCAAUAGGGACCGUUACAAGAGAUAGGGAAGGCGGUAGGGGAAGUCCCCCCAUCACCCGACACUAUCUUCAAGGUCAGACUCGAGGAAUGUGUAUUUUAGUUGUAGCUGCCAUCGGCCCGCGAUCUAACGACUUUUAACGAACCGACCAGGCAGAUCGUACGUUUCGUGCUGGGCAGUCGAGGGGAAGAGCUGCGACUUGCAUUGGUAUGCGUAGAGACGGUAUUCGGCGACGCGACAGCGGUUCCCCAUUCUUCAAUGCAUUGUUUCUUGGGCGUCUGAAUCGGAAUCAUCAUUUGGAGAACGGCGGACUGCUGUGGCGCGUCCCUGGUGAUCGUCUAUGCGUAUCAGCAUUUCUGACUUUAUUGUCGAAGAUAUUGAUUGACAUUUUCUCGCGAAACAAAUUUAUUUCCUCAAAUAAAAAAAUAAUACGAGGAUAUGCACUGGCUGUCACAGAAUAUUUGUCACCUGCCAGUAAAUACCUUUAAGCUAAUUCAUUCCUACAGUAUAUUUAAAAUGAAAUGAUUGUAUUCAACUUCUUUGUCUUGAUCGAUCAUUGAUAGUUCUGUGUUAUGUAUGAAAAAUAAUAUGCGUCUGGAAGCGGUACGAACCUGAGGCCUCUGGUUUACAUUUGUAUCACUUUUUGUUACGAGAUAUGUUUUGAUUAGACUUCUGAACAUUUCGCUUUAGCUGCUCUUCAAUGCUUUGUUUGCAUGAACUUCAUUUUUUAGAAAUCCACACCCAAAGUCUGGGGUCAUUAAAUCUGGUGCCUCUGGUGGACAGAUUACAUCAUUUAACGGGGGCUUCUGUAGCUGUGUUACACGUUGCGCCGUUCUGAUGGAAUCACAUUUCUUCUCCAAUGACAGUAAAAAGAAUAACAAGCAAUGUCUCCAAAAAAGUAAGGACAGGUGAAAUGUCAAGAGGGCUCAGGUUUGUGUGGUUUCCAGAUGCAGGCAUUUAAGUGCGAUAUCAUUUUUCAUAAACAAAAAAGGUACAAAAAUGUUUCUAUUUUGUUUUAUUUCAAAGAUUUUGGAAGAACAAAUCAAUCAAUUUUAUCUAUUGGCCAGUAAUUUGAAAUAUACGAAACAGGUUCGAUGGCAGAAUACGUACUUCUGAUGGACUGAAGAUGAUCGUAAGAUUUGUACAUUUUGUAGUAUUUACACUAGUAAUAGAAUAGCAUGACUUACACAGGAAAAACUGUAGCUGCUCCAAUAAUUUGAACAUAAUCUCACCUACAGUGUGCGCGAGUUGUCUCAAGCCUCAAGACGAAUAUUAACGAUUAUCGAGUUACAGCUGUCAGUCAUUUCUAAAGUCACUGACCGCGUUCGGGAUCAGCCGUGAAACACUUAUGUCGAACUACUUGAAUAUACGUUCACUGGCAUUAUGCGCUUUCAGUGCUGACAUACCUUCAAUCUAUUCCAAGUAUAUAUCACAAAAUACAGACCUUUUAAACAGCAGGACGUACAUCUUAAUUUACGACACAAUGCUCAUUUCUAACACUGUCAAUUUUUUUAGAUUUGGUUAGAAAAUCACCCAUGAACCACCGGAAUAUCUUGCAGAAACAUAAUGUAAACCCUAGAAACACAUUUUGAAUUGUUUGCUUUAGGUACCAUUUACUGAAAUAUUCUGUGGUCCGGCGUUUGUGAACAGAAGUUAUUGGGACUCGGUUGGAUUUUUGCUUGAGGCCUAAUUCAGGUUUUAAGACAUACAUAUGCUAUUGAGGAUACUACGUUAAAAUGUGGGAAAUCACGAUUUGUAACUAUUUCGUAUCACAUUUCCGCAUUUUAGAUUUGCUCCUCAAAUUAACUGCAUCGAUUUGUCGUAAGUUUUCAAAAUUAAUAAUUUUCAGUAUCGGGCACGAUUCAAGGCUGUUUAGUUGACAUUUAUAGCAGUCACACCCUAGGUCGGAUGUCGCGUAAUUUAAUUUUAAAACAAUUGAAAAAAUAUCUGUAACGUUUGCUAUGUGAGAGUUUGUUUUUUUAUUUUCAGAUCCGACUUGAUUUUUUUUAGUCAGAAACAGUGUUUCCUGAUUUGACCAGGCAAAAGUUUGGUUUGUCCCAUUUUCUUCAGCACGAGACGCUGGAUUACUGAUUUAUUUUUGUUUUUUUAUUGUUAGGUACUUUAGUCGAUACGUUUCUGUUCUAUUCUACAUUUUGUAAUUAGAGCUUCGGAUUUUGUAUUCAUAAAUAUUUAAAAGUCUGUGAUUGUCGUAGAUAUACUUAUAUAUCAAUACUGUUGUUGCUUUUUAGUAUUGAAUAUAACCCAAUGAAAAGCAAAAUACAGAAUUCAAAGCUUUCGUUUUCUUUUGUUGUAUCCAUUUUCUUUUGUAUAAUACUAUUUUUUAAAUGUUGGCGUUAAUAAAGAGUCCUUGAACCAUGCAUAUUGAUUUUGGUGUGAACGUUGUGUUUGGUUUGGGAGUAGCUGAUUUGGAUAUUGGUUGAUUUGUAAAAUAUGUUUCAUGUCUCGAAUUCCACCGUUCUAGUAUGGAAAUGAAAAGAUCGAAUGAAGGGACAAUUAAAGUAUGCUUAAAGUAAGAAGAGGCAGAUUUGGGACCGUAUGUUUUCGUUGGAAACAUCGAGUCUUGCAUAGUACUGCAAAAAAUAUUGUGUUUGCUUUAAUAAACAAAAAUACGGACAAUGGAUGUUCUGUAAUCACUACCAGUUAUAAAAAAGGUAGGCCUCCUUCACAAAAGGUGACGAAGUAUGCAGUAAAAUUGAGCAGACCAUCUAAAACCAGUCUUCGACGUUUUGUUAUGAAUUUAUAUCUUUUUCGAUUUAGUUGGUUUCAAGACAGAAGUUUAACUAAUAUUUCACGAAUUUUGGUGGACAGAGCAAAACUGCUGGUAUCAUUUCCAUGUUAUGCAUUACACGCGAACAUGCAAUUUAUGCGCGGCCGUUUGUGCAAGUUUACAGACAUUUUUCAGUUUCGUCUCGCCGCAUCGGAUUUUUGGGUGUGUCAUUUUAAUCUCUCCACCAGAAUGUUUCGAAAGCUAUUCAUCCUAGAAAAACGUUUCAUGCAAAAGUUGUAGGGUUUUGAGGGAGCAAAUUGUUGGCGACUUUGACGACUUUUGUCAUUUCAAGGCCAAGCAAAUAUUUUCAAGUGUAGCCCCAUUGUUUACUUUUGAAUUGAAAAGGAAGACAUUUUACGUCUGAGUAUGUCCCUAAUAUUCAAGAGCCAAAUCAAGACAUUGAAAAUAAUUUGCUAUAUAAAAAAUGUAUGACAGCACCGUUGUGGGAUCACCCCUUCAAUCAACUAAACAUUUUCAAUGGAAACCUCACAUUUUUAUACUGAAAUCAGAAAAAGCUGGAAAUGUCACGUCCGAGCGACGAGCUUGAAUGUUAUUUGGAGUCAAGGUCAUAUUUUGCUUAAAAUUUCCUUUUUCCAAUCACAAUAUGAAAAUGUGGAGUUUCCUUUGGAAAUUUUGACUUGACUUUGAUGGUCAUGGUCACCUUUACAAACCUCACAACUGUUUUAUCAAACAUUCAUGCUAGAGCAAAUUGUUUGCAAGGUCUGAUUUGACCUUGAAAGUCAUGGUCAAGGUUAUGUCCAAGGUCAUAUUCGGGCGUAAAAUAUUUCCUCUAUUCAAUUCCUUUGUAAAAAAGCGGAGUUCUAUUUGGAUAUAUAAACUUGAACUUGAAGAUCGUGGUCAAGGUCACUAUCAUGUGGCUUCUUCAAAACUCAACUACUCUUAUUUGAAACUUUAUUUUGCGCAGUUUUCCAAAUAUUUAGAUGGGAAGAGUAGAACGGGACACCUUACUGUCAGUAUGACAAUCUACUUCUCGUUUUUUUAUCUAUACAUAGCAGCAACGACAGAAAACACAAGUAGUGGAAAAUACCGGAAGUUUGUACUAAAUUUAAUGGAGUAGUUCUGGAAACUUACUUGCAGCAGCAGCAGCUCAAUAUGUCUGCAAUUGUGAUGUUUUUUCCAAACCAUUCACCGUUUUCUAAGAGCCACUAAAUUAACUGUAUGAUCAUGGACAACAAAAAAAUAUAGAAAAGGCGAGAUAGAACAGCUUUGAUGUUAUAUAAGGUCUAUCUGAACAUUUCUACUACUUAACCUUGAUGUAAAGACGUCGUGUCAUUUUUGUGUACAGUUAGUUUUAAGUAGCAUACUUUUUGAUUCAACUGCGACUUUUAAUUGGUGCAUGACACUGUAUCCAGACGAACCGAAUUCCUUCGCUCGAUCUAAGAAGUACUACAUAUAAAAUUAGGCCAUAGUUUUGUAAGCGACUCUGCAGCUGGGCCAAUGCAUUUUUCAGUUAGAAUUAUUUUAAAAUUUCUUUUUCUGAAGUGUAUUUCAUUGUGUCAAUUCAGCAAAAUUUUUCUGAAAUUCUUAAUUUUCAUUGUAAUUUUUUCAAACUAAAUAUUAUAUUCCCUUUUUUUCGAGAGUGAUAGUCUAACUUCAUUUAUAAGAACCAUCCAUUUAGAAAUUAUAAUUUCCAGACCCUGAAUAGGGCAUUUCUGUGCUUAGGAAAUUUUCUCAUUAUUUUUUUAUCUAUUUUAUCCCUGGAAUUUUCUGAAUCGCCCUUUAUAUGCAGCUUUCAAAAACGAAAAUAUCAGAACUUGGUUUGUACCAUUAUUUGGCCUGACAUGUGGAAUUUGGUCACCAGUCAAUUUUAAUGAAAUUUUCUUAUGAAGAUACAGUUUUUCAAAGUUUGGUGAUUUUAGCUCGUCUUUAUUGUAGACUUGAUAUAAUAAAAAGCACGUACACUAUCUACAGGGUGUCCCAACGAAAAUGGAAAGCAGUUUGAUAGAAAAAUUAUAAAAGAUAUUCGGAAACGAUUUUCGAUAAUCAGAUUACCAUUCUAAUAAAUCAGUACUAAACGUUAUAUCAGAAGAAACUUAUUAAAACGCGAAUCUGACUGUGUAAAAAUAUGCAGGAUGUUCCAUUCAAAUUUUUUGAGAAAAAGUUUUGCGUUUUGCAGCGCCUUGAUGAAGUUAGGGUAAUUUUCCAACCUCUUUCCAAAAUUUAGUCAAAAACUAUGAAAAGUGGUAGAAGUCAAAGCCUUUAAGCAUAUGAUUUUUUAAGAUAAAUGGUAACUAAAAAAAUGAACUUUAAAGUCCUGCUGCAUACUAUAUAAGUCUUUUUGUUCUCGAAAGGUAUUUUCAAAAAUCUAAUAUGGGCGUACAGUGAAAAAACAUGUUUGUUGUAUCACAGAAUUGUGCAACACUAUAUUUUAAAUAAAAUUUAGAGACCUAUAAAAUCUUGUUUUCGGAUAUUUUAUAUAGCCUCUCUGUUAAACAACUUUCCAAUUUCGUUGGCACACCCUGUAUCUAGUGUGAGUGUUCACAUGAUUUUUUUAUAUCACUAAGUUCUCCGAAUAUAUUAAAGACGCGUUAGGAGCUAAGGCACCAAACUUGGACACCCUGCAUCUCCAAUAGAAAGCAUUUCUCGGUUUGCGCCCACUGGAACAUUGAUCAUUUAUUGCUAUAUUAAUUUUUUUUUAAGUUACCGGUAGACAAAUUCCAUAUGUUUUGUGUAACUCCAAAACAUUGCCUCGAGAAUGCUCUAAAGAUCCACUAAUGAUUAUGGAGUUUCAAACAAAUUUUGAUGCAGUGCGUGCAAUAUUAAAGUUGUGGUUGAGAUUGAUACUGGACCCCAAUGUGAAGUCCAACUGAUUUGUUCUUAUUUGAAAAGUUGGACUUCACUGUACAAAAAAAAUUGGUUGAAAACAUUUUAACUGGUGAAUUUGUUAAAAGUAAUGGUACUCUUUAUAAGAGUAGAACGUAUGAUGAAGUGUUACUGUAUUAUUAUUCACUCGUCAGCUAAACUAGUUCAUAUUAUCAUUACAGAUUAUUGUAUAAUGUUAAAAAUUGUAAAUUAUAUAUGAAUAAAACAAAAAAAGAAAAUAAAUAAAAAAAGGAUUAAAAUAUUUAUUUUCAAACGCUUAUGUAGCCAAAAAGGUUAAGUUACUGUAGUUGGUACAUGAAUUUUUAUAAUGCAAAUAUGUUUUAAUAUUACGAGAUCAAUAAAAUGUAACACACCUGGA